Molecule: messenger RNA, 1272 nt
Organism: Uloborus diversus
Lineage: Eukaryota; Metazoa; Arthropoda; Arachnida; Araneae; Uloboridae
Exons: 1
Coding region: 1-1272 (423 amino acids)
Biological process (GO): DNA integration
Molecular function (GO): nucleic acid binding
Source: RefSeq, a predicted model, not a curated record
AUGGAGAAGUUGGUGAGGAUUACAGCUUGGGUGAAGAAGUCGAUCAUGAAGUUUAGAAAGAUUUCUAAUAAAGGAAAUACAUUGACCACUAAAGAAAUAAUAGAAGCUGAGAGUCAUUUGAUAAGAUUAGAACAGAAGAUCUUUUUUAAAGAAGAUUACGAAUCCUUGAAGAAUGGAGAACCGAUUCAAAAAGACUCUGAUUUGUUUAACUUUUUGCCAUUCAUGGAUGAAAAUGAAAUUAUCAGACUAGGAGGAAGAUUAGAAUUUGCUGAAUUAUCUACAGAAGAAAAACAUCCUAUUAUUCUUCCAAAACGGUCCUGGCUGACAUUUUUAAUCACAAGAAGAGAACAUGAGAAAAUGAUGCACGGUGGAACAGUUUGCACUUUAGCUCGAAUUCAGCAACGUUUCUGGAUUCCAAAGGGACGGCAAUUAGUCAGUGUAAUCAAAAAGUGUCUAAUCUGCCAAAAAUAUCUUUCGAAGGCUGCUAAUCAAAUUACAGCUGCGUUGCCGCUUGACAGAAGUAACACCUCGCCUCCAUUCUCAGUUUGCGGAUUGGAUUUUGCGGGUCCAAUUUAUGUGAAAAGUUCUACAGAAGUUCGAAAAUCUUAUAUAGUUUUGUUUAUAUGUGCGAUUACUAGAUCAAUUCACCUUGAACUCGUUAGCGUUAUGACUACAGAUUCCUUCUUAUUGGCACUUCGAAGAUUUUUAGCUAGAAGAGGAAACUGUAAAGUAAGAUAUUCGGAUAACGCGAAAACCUUUAAAAGGGCAAAAAAAGAAAUAGAAGACUUAUCAAAAAUUAUCUCUGACAAAUUACUUUCGCAAUUUCUGACUAAAGAAAGAAUAGUUUGGAAAAAUAUAGUUGAAAGAGCUGCUUGGUGGGGAGGUUUUUACGAGCGACUUGUGAAAUCAGUCAAAGAUUGCCUGCGGAAAAUUGUAGGGAAAACCUUAUUAAAUUUUGAAGAAAUGUCUACAUUGCUUACAGAAAUAGAAACCGUCCUCAACUUGCGACCUCUAACUUACGUCUACAAUGAAAAUAGUGAACCUUUGCCUUUGACACCAAUGCACUUCCUAAAUUUUGGUCGAGAACCUCAAUAUCCUAUCAAUUUCGCUGAAAUUGUAGAAAAUGAAUCGAAAAGAUCUUCACUUUGGAAACUCGGAAAAAUUGAAAGAGCGUUUCUCGGACGGGAUAAUAACGUACGCUCAUACGAAGUUAAAACUGCUUCUGGACUUUUGCGGAGAACGAUACAACACUUGUAUCCCUUGGAACUUUGA